Geodia barretti is the source of this 3253-nucleotide messenger RNA. NCBI's taxonomy places the organism in Eukaryota, Metazoa, Porifera, Demospongiae, Tetractinellida, Geodiidae. The record is from the annotation of a GenBank genome assembly.
GAGAAAAUGGCCGACUCGAGUGCUGCUGCUGCUGAUCAUCAUGAGCCGCUGCAGGCUCCCGUUCCUAAGCCGCGGCCUCGCAGGACCAGGAGUGCCUGGACUACCGCAACUGUCGCAGCAGCUCAGUCAGAGACGUCGGGAGCGCCGUACGAGAGACUGAGAGGAGCCUCCGAAAGCGAGGUCCAGGUCCCUCCAGUAGUCCCGGCCAUACCUGUGCAGGACUCGCUAUUCUCUGGUAGAGCGUGGACUAGUGUGGUUGACAGCGAGGACCUGUACCAGGCUGCAGCACUGCCUCUUGAGCGUGCCGGCGAUGGUGGUCCUCCAUCAUCAGCACACAGUGACCUCAAUGGCCAGCUACAAUCCCUGACUGAGAGACUAGCUGGUGUUAGGGAAGAGGAGGAGGGCAUUAGACAGAGCGUUGGGGAGCUAAAAGAAGAGGAGUUGGUGAUGAGAGAGAGGGUGGGGGAGCUAAACGAAGAGGAGGCGGGCAUUAGACAGAGGGUGGGGGAGCUAAACGAAGAGGAGGUGGUGAUGAGAGAGAGGGUGGGGGAGCUAAACGAAGAGGAGGCGGGCAUUAGACAGAGGGUGGGGGAGCUAAACGAAGAGGAGGUGGUGAUGAGAGAGAGGGUGGGGGAGCUAAAGGAAGAGGAGGCGGGCAUUAGACAGAGGGUGGACCGACUGAGAGACGAGGAAAACAGGCUGAAGAGAGCUCGUGAAGAAAAGGAGAGAGAUGCUACUGCUCACUUAAAUAAGAUGAAGGGAGAGUUGGAGAAGAGAGUAGAGAGGUUGAGAGAAGAGGAGACUAGACUGAGCGCAGUCUGCGACGAGAGGCAGCGACAGAAAACUGCUCUCGAGUCAGACUUUCACACUGACGACGUAUUCAGACAGGUACGUACGUACGUACAUAUUUACAUCUGUGUGAUUGAACUGUGGUAGCUCAAGAUUGGCAGAUACUGAGUUACAGGUACAGGAGAUGCUACUGGGUCCUACCGCUCAUCUAUGUACGUAAUUAUACAUUUGGACAACAAGACUUGGUGGUUUACUGUUGCAAGUUAUACUUAUCCAUAAGACCGCGCCCAAUACUGGGCAGGGGGAAGUUCAAUACACCACUAACUAUACGCAGGCCCAUUCCGCUAAUUGAUGGGUGGGGUCAUGCUGUUGUAGUGGUCUUUCGUAGCACCCUGACACUGGCUAGCUACACUACUAGAUAGUUAUGCAAGUAUAUUAUAUAUAGAGCAUAAACCUGCUCUGUUUUAUGGCAAAGCUUUCUUCAUGCUAUCUUCAAUUUAACCAAGUGUGAAUUCGAAGUUUUAAACUGAUCUGAAAACCCAGGAAAGGUGUUGGUUGAUCUAAACAGCAGGACGGUGGCCAUGGAAGUCUGGUUCCUCCCUUCUCCCCUCUCUCUCUCUCUCUCUCACUCAGAGAGAGAUGGAGCUGCAGAGGCAACUGGACGAGGCCAGCGACAGAGAGUCCGCCAACAGACAGGAGAACCUCAGACUACAGCGACUGGCCGACCAGCUCCACAUGCAGAAGAAGGACCUCGACCAUCAGAGGUUUGACCUCGAGAAUUUCGGAGGAGAUGCUUCGGAGGAAACGAGGGUUGAACUGAGAGAGAGAGAGCGGAGGCUGGAGGAGAGGGAGAUGAAGCUGAUGGACGUUGAGAGGGAGUUGGAGAGGAGACAAGUCAACUUUCAGAAGUGGAUGAGAGAGGAGCAGAACAGGUUGUCGCAGCAGGAGUUGCAGGGGCCCAGCCAGUCAUCCGUUCCUCCCUCCUCCUCCUAUCACCAUUCUCACACCGUCACACACCCCCAGUCCCACGCCUUCCCACCCUCACACCCUCCCUCCUCCUCCUAUUCCCACGUCACUCCGCGUCCCACUGUGUCGCCGUAUGGAGGAUACGCUCAUCAGUUUGCUCCUGAUAUUAGUGGCAGUGAAGGCACUGGUGGUUAUUAUGGGGCCAGCACCGUUUAUUACACAGGUCCUCAGUCACAACCCUACACUGUGGCCCAGGACACUUCUCACGACUACAACUACUCACCAGUCUUCACUGGGCACACUUCACAGUUCACCCCCUCACACCCUCCCCUUCCACACUCCUCACACGCUCCCCUUCCUCACUCCUCACACCCUCCCCUUCCUCACUCCUCACACCCUCCCCUUCCUCACUCCUCACACGCUCCCCUUCCUCACUCCUCCCAUGCUCCCCUUCCUCACUCCUCACACCCUCCCCUUCCUCACUCCUCCCACGCUCCCCUUCCUCACUCCUCACAUCCUCCCCUUCCUCACUCUUCCUCCUCCCCAUCCUUCAAUAGAAGCACCAUUACUGGAGGAGGCAGAAGUCACGGAGAAAGGAGCCAGAGUGGGCAAGGCUACAAUGAUCUUUCAGAGCGUCCACCACCUCCUUCCUCUUCGCAUUCCCAACUCGCUGGUCUUCCUGGUGUCAUUAGGAGUGGGAGUGGUGACCCAGCAGGGAUUAGUGGAGUGGGUGUGGUCAGUGGUGGGGUGGGUGUGGUCAACAGCGGAGGGGGUGUGGUGAGUAGCCAGCCGAACCCUCAGACCUCUAGCAGGGCCAGAGACAGGAUCAAUGAGGUCAAGGAAGUGGCCCACCAGUAUCCAAGAGAGACCAGACACCCCGGUCAGACAACUGAUGACAUCAGUGCUGAUGCAGAAAUGGCCAGGAGACUUCAGCAAGAGCUAAAUCGGCCUCCUCUGGUUGACCAAGACCUCCAGCUAGCUCUCGCCAUGUACGCCGAUACAAAUGAGGAGCUGCCUGAGCUGUCGAAUCCUGAGGAGUGGCAGAGAUUCAUUGCCAAGAAACUGAAGGAGGAAGAAGAGAUAAAACUACAGGAGGAGAGAGAUGCAGAGCUUGCCAGGAGAUUGCUGGACCCUGAUGAGGAAGGCAGACUCAAUAAUCUGGGCUCCUAACCUCCUCCCUCCCUCCCCGUCCCUUCCCUGCUCACAACAUGGUCUUUGUUACCUGACAUUCUCGAGUGUGUCUGUGUGUGUAUAUAUAUAUACCUAUGUGUAAUUUUUCAGCAGUUUAUAUCUUAGUCAUCAAGCACUGGUCUCAUACAUUUUAUGAAUCUGAGUUUUUGUAUAAUAUAGCAGUUACCACUGGUUUUGUUUAUACUGUCUGUGAUGCUAUAUAAUAUAGCUGGUAGACAUGCGUUUAUUUACACUACAAGACUUGGUGACGAGUGAAUCUAUCAUUGCUACUAUACAUUGUGUCUGUUCCAAGUCAUGAAUAGAGUUA